AUGAGUGAUGAAAAUUUCGAACGUUUGCAGCGUGCAAUUGUACACGAAACAUCUGACCCAGAAAAGAAACUCGAAAUACUCUACCAUUCGAGAGGUUUUUUCAGCGGAGAGCAGGCAGGACAUAUAGUAUCAUCGAUCUCAAGACCAAAAGAUCGUAUCAAAGCUAUUAUGAUGAUGGAACCGCGUUUAAUACCGAUGACGUGUCAACAAGCGAGACACAUUCUUGCAUCGAUAACUGUUCAUAAUGAUCGACUUGAGGCCUUACAAUACGUAAAAAGAGCGCUUAACGAUGCUCAAACACAGGAGGGACAUGAUUAUAUUCUUAGUGUCUUCCCAUUUUUUGAAGAUAAAUUGAAAGCAGGCAGCAUUCUUGAAACCGUAAUUGCGCGAGAAGGUGUUCGAGUUGCAGCAGGUGGUCAUAUUGGAUACGGUGCAAUCGGCAGUACAGUUGUACGGGCACCACCAUUGAAUCCACAUUUCUAUGGUUUAAUAUCGAAUCAGGUUGCGCAUUUGCCGAAUCAUACUCAAGAUUCCUUUCAAGUACGAGAACUUUUUGCUGCCAAACCUCCAUCAAUUUAUACUUUUAGUGAAUCAUUUUUACCGCCGACAAGCGAUAGAGAACAACGAUAUGAAAAUUUGUAUAAUCCAAAAUCUCUUCCAUCAAAUCAAUAUGCAAUGAGUGGUGCUGCACCAAAUCAUAUUUAUCAUUCAGGUGGACCAUUUUCAACUGGUUAUGCAAACUUUCAGCCAACAACAGCUGCAAAUGCAUGCGAUAUUACACCACAACUCUGA
Molecule: messenger RNA, 792 nt
Organism: Didymodactylos carnosus
Lineage: Eukaryota; Metazoa; Rotifera; Eurotatoria; Philodinida; Philodinidae
Source: the annotation of a GenBank genome assembly